AUGUAUGGUUUGUGCUUUCUGGUUUCUUUGUUCAGCUCCGUCGCGUUCUUUUCAGUCACUACGGGCGUUGAACUUAUGCUUUGCAUUUACGCCAUCAGUUUACCUCCAUCGAAAAUAGUUAUGAAGUCAACGCGGAUAUUCGGUUCUUUCAGCGAGAGUAUGGCGUUCGUGAAGCUGCUUCUGUAUUCGUUUGCGUGUAGAGCGUUGUUCUUUUCUGUUUUCCUGUUUGCC
Soboliphyme baturini is the source of this 231-nucleotide messenger RNA. NCBI's taxonomy places the organism in Eukaryota, Metazoa, Nematoda, Enoplea, Dioctophymatida, Soboliphymatidae. The record is from the annotation of a GenBank genome assembly.